Eutrema salsugineum is the source of this 1461-nucleotide messenger RNA. RefSeq lists its product as uncharacterized. The record is from RefSeq and is a predicted model, not a curated record. Gene Ontology annotation, molecular function: RNA-DNA hybrid ribonuclease activity; nucleic acid binding. The transcript is spliced from 2 exons. Lineage: Eukaryota; Viridiplantae; Streptophyta; Magnoliopsida; Brassicales; Brassicaceae. Bases 1 to 1461 code for a protein of 486 amino acids.
AUGACCUGUUUCAAACUUCCAAAGAGCCUGUACAAGCGAAUCCAAUCAGCUUUAACUAGGUUUUGGUGGGACUCUAAACAUGGAAUCAAAAAGAUGUGUUGGGUUACAUGGAACCAACUCACAUGUUCGAAGAAAGAUGGAGGUCUUGGCUUCGGGGACAUAGAGAGCUUCAAUGAUGCCCUUCUCGCAAAAAUCAGCUGGAACCUUGGUAAAGCCAUAGGCAAUGGUGAAUCUACUAACAUUUGGUAUGACUCUUGGCUCUCCUCAACCGAACCACUCACUCCCACCGGACCCCCUACAGAAGCAUCAAAAGAUUUGAAGGUGUCAGAUCUAAUUGAGGAGCAAUCGAAGGAUUGGAACACAGAUAAGAUCAAUGAGCUUUUUCCUGAUCUCCUGAGUACAAUCAAGGCCAUAAAACCAAGCAAAACCUUGGUCUGCGACUCCCAUAUCUGGCUAGCUACAAAGUCUGGGAACUAUUCCACCAAGACAGGUUACCACCUAUCUGUUAUAGACAAAGCUAGGCCAACUACUCGCGAACCCAACUCUACAAGCUUCUGUUGGAAUUCUCUAGUCUGGCAAGGAAAUUUCUCUCCUAAGAUGAAGACUUUCUUAUGGAAGAUUAUCAAAGGGGCUCUUCCUACAGGAGAAAACCUAUCUAAAAGAGGUUUCCAAGCAGCCGGUCCAUGCCUCCGUUGUGGAGAAAUGGAAACCGCAGAACAUCUCUUCCUACAUUGCUCCUACACAAAGAAAAUAUGGGACCUCUUACCUUUCUCUAUGAAUCCACGGAUCUCUGAUCGCCAAUCCUUCAUAGCAGGUCUACAGGCAGGACACAGAGCUGUCUGCCUCCCACCGACAGGAAUAACUUCAGGACCACUUUUCCCUUGGGUCUGCUGGCAAAUCUGGCGUGCCUGCAAUGCUCUCUCAUUUGAAAUACGCAUAUCUGAGGAGGAAACAAUGAUCAAAGCAAUUGUAUCAGCAAGAGAUUGGCAAACAGCGCAGAUAAAAGUGGAUACUAAGGGAUCUACAUCAGGGAAAGUCUUACAUAGCCUCCCGACAGAUACAGUCGAAAUCUUCUCUGAUGCAGCUUGGAAAGAAGACCUUCGAGCCUCAGGAUCUGAAUGGAUCAUCAACAGAAACUCCUCGACGAUACACCAGGGAUCUGAUUUCAAUGGCAAUGUCUCUUCUCCUCUUGUUGGAGAAGCCCUCGCGGUUAGAUCAGCCUUGGAACAUGCAGCACGACUUGGAUUCACUAAGAUUUCACUCAAAUCCGACUGCCAAACCCUGAUCAAUGCAAUCACUCGAAAGGAAUCGAUCAAAGAGUGCUUUGGCAUCCUCGGUGAUAUCGAAAAUCUCAUAUCACAGUUUCAAUUUGUGUUUUUCUCUCUUGUAUCAAGAACGGCAAACAGUUUAGCCGUCUCUCUCGCAAAAAACGCCUUGGCGUGUACCCCUACUUCUUUGUAG